GGAUUUCUUUCUUUAUUCUGGCAGGGGAUGAUCAGGAGGAUGAGGAACUGCAUCAGCUACUGCCAGAUGAAGUUAAGGAUGAAGACGUGAAAGAGAACUUCAGGACUCAAGCUGGAUCACAGAAGCAGAAGGGAAGCCACAUGGCCCAGAAGAGUGAUGAACUCAUUCCUUGCCAAGGGGGGAAUUUCCACGAAGUAAUUCACAUGGUGGAGGAAACAUACGUGUGCUUGGAGUGCGGAAUCACCUUCUCAGAUCAAACCCAAUAUAGUAUCCAUUUGCGAAUACACAGUGGAAAGAAGACCCAACAAUGUUUGGAGUGCGGACAGAGCUUCCUUCACAGAGCAGAGCUCCAUAGACAUCAAAGAACACAUACAGGAGAGAAAGCUUAUAGCUAUUCAGAAUGUGGCAGCAACUUCUCACAGAAAUCACACCUUCUUCAACACCAAAGGAUUAAUUCAGGAGAAAAGCCAUUUAUCUGCUCAGAGACUGGAAAGGCAUUCUCUGAGAGAAGAAGAGGUAAUUCAUAUUUUUCAAAGCACAGUAUAAUGAAGGCAAGUAAAUGCUUUCGGUGUGAAAAGUACUUCAAAUACAGAUCACAGCUCCUUGUGCACCAAAGAAUACACACAGUGGAGAAACCUUUUGAAUGCUUAGAGUGUGGAAAGAGAUGCAGACGGAGUGACACUCUUCAACAGCAUCAAAGAAUCCACAGAGGGGAGAAACCUUUUGAGUGCUCAGAGUGUGGAAAGAGAUUCAGUUUGAGCGGCAAUCUUCAGCUGCAUCAAAGAAUCCACACAGAAGAAAAACCUUUUGGGUGCUCAGAGUGCGGAAAAAAGUUCAAUCGGAGUGGUAAUCUUCAGCAGCAUCUAAGAACUCACAUAGGUGAAAAACCUUUUGAGUGCUCAGAGUGCGGAAAGAAAUUCAGUCAGAUUGGCCAUCUUCAACAGCAUAAAAGAACCCACACAGGAGAAAAACCUUUUGAGUGUUCAGAAUGCGGAAAGAAAUUCAGUCGGAGUGGCAAUCUUCAACAGCAUCAAGGAACACACAUACGGGAUAAACGUCUUGAAUGCUCUGUGUGUGGAAAGAAAUUCAAUUCAAGUAGCAAUCUUCAGUGGCAUCAAAGAACCCACACAGGGAAGAAACCACUGGAAUGCUCAGAGUGUGGAAUCAUAAUCAGUCGGAGUGGCCAUCUUCUUGAACAUCUUAGAACUCACACAGGGGAGAAGCCUUUUGAAUGUUCAGAGUGUGGAAAAAGAUUCAGUCAGAAUGGCAAUCUUCAACAGCAUAAAAGAACCCACACAGGGGAGAAACCAUUUGAAUGCUCAGAAUGUGGAAAAAGAUUCAGUGACAGUUCUUCACUUCAACGGCAUCUAAGAACCCACACGAAAGAGAAACCUUUUGAAUGCUCAGAGUGUGGAAAGAAAUUCAGUCGGAGUUGCACUCUUCAACAGCAUCAAAGAACCCACACUGGGGAGAAACCUUUUGAAUGCUUGGAGUGUGGGAAGAAAUUCAGUCAGAGCUUCACUCUCCAGCAGCAUCAAAGAACCCACACAGGGGAAAAACCUUUUGAAUGCUCAGACUGUGGGAAAAGAUUCAGGCAGAAAGGCACUCUUCAACACCAUCAACAAAACCAUGCAACAGAUAAACCUUUUGAAUGCUCAGAAUGUGGGAAGAGAUUUAGUCGAAGUCACACUCUUCAGCAGCAUCAAAGAACCCACACAGGGGAGAAACCUUUUGAAUGCUUGGAGUGUGGAAAGAGAUUCAGUCAGCAUGGCAAUCUUCAAAACCAUCUAAAAAUCCACACAAGGAUAAAUCAUCUAAUUGCUUAGCCUGUGAAAAGAGCUUUU
This is a messenger RNA of Heteronotia binoei (common prickly gecko), 1844 nucleotides long. RefSeq names its product zinc finger protein OZF-like. The transcript has a single exon. NCBI's taxonomy places the organism in Eukaryota, Metazoa, Chordata, Lepidosauria, Squamata, Gekkonidae. Gene Ontology annotation, biological process: regulation of transcription by RNA polymerase II. The record is from RefSeq and is a predicted model, not a curated record. Bases 141 to 1826 code for a protein of 561 amino acids. Gene Ontology annotation, molecular function: RNA polymerase II cis-regulatory region sequence-specific DNA binding; DNA-binding transcription factor activity.